UUGAGUUCUGAAUUAUUUUAUCUUUUUUGCAGUUAUUAUAAAUAUUGAUUUUAUUAUUGUGAUAAUGAAUUAAAGUAUUCAAGAAUUGAAGAAUGAAAAGAACUAAACACAGUUGAAAAACUUACUAAAAAUAGUGGAUUAUUACGAUAUUUCCCAAUUUGCAAAUUUUGAGGUUAGGUUUCAGAAAUUUGCGGCAACCCCGGCAAAUCAUCUUUUGCAAUUAAAAUAAAGUUCUAUUUAUUAUGGAGGGAGGUGGAUAUUCUGGAGACGGAGAAUUGGGAGGCUCGAGAAAUGGACAAAAUCAAUCGGGCAAAAAGUUACAGCAAACGCAGGCUAAAGUUGAUGAGGUCGUGGGAAUAAUGAAAGUAAAUGUAGACAAAGUUUUAGAAAGAGAUCAAAAACUUUCCGAAUUAAAUAGUCGAGCGGACGCAUUGCAAGUUGGUGCCAGUCAAUUCGAGCAGCAAGCGGGGAAAUUAAAACGAAAAUAUUGGUGGAAAAAUCUCAAAAUGAUGAUCAUUAUUGGCACAAUUGCAGUCGUUAUUCUCAUCAUUAUUAUCGUAUCGUGUCUGCCGAGCGACGAUUCUUCUCCUAAUAACAAAAAUUAGGAACUCCAUCGAAAUGAAAAAUGAAAAAAGAAAAAAAGAAAAAAUCAACAAGAAAACAAUUGUGUCUCUCUAAAAUGUAAGUUUUUAACGAAAAAAAAAAUUGGUUUAGAAAUGGAAUUAUAUUUUUGAGACUUUGUUUUUUGAAAAGUGCCAAACGUGCACGAAAAAAACAAUAAUUAGAAAGAAUUUUGAGAUGG
Molecule: messenger RNA, 802 nt
Organism: Leptopilina heterotoma
Lineage: Eukaryota; Metazoa; Arthropoda; Insecta; Hymenoptera; Figitidae
Gene: Syb
Product: synaptobrevin-1-like
Exons: 3
Coding region: 243-605 (120 amino acids)
Biological process (GO): vesicle-mediated transport; vesicle fusion
Cellular component (GO): SNARE complex; plasma membrane
Molecular function (GO): SNAP receptor activity; syntaxin binding
Source: RefSeq, a predicted model, not a curated record